Messenger RNA from Pestalotiopsis fici W106-1, 1470 nucleotides. RefSeq lists its product as uncharacterized. Gene Ontology annotation, molecular function: ATP hydrolysis activity; ATP binding. Gene Ontology annotation, biological process: protein insertion into mitochondrial inner membrane from matrix; mitochondrial respiratory chain complex III assembly. Gene Ontology annotation, cellular component: mitochondrial inner membrane. Lineage: Eukaryota; Fungi; Ascomycota; Sordariomycetes; Amphisphaeriales; Sporocadaceae. The coding region runs from base 1 to 1470 and encodes 489 amino acids. The transcript has a single exon. The record is from RefSeq and is a predicted model, not a curated record.
AUGUCACAACCUUUUCAUGCCGGAGGAGCGGCGAAUUUCCACCUAAAUGACCCGGUCGGGCUGCUGAAAACUCUCGCCUAUCGCUGGUCAGAACUUGAUAUAACACAUCUCGGCUCGAUUGUGGCACUCGCAGGCAUUGCCCCGUCAGCAUGGAGGUUUGCCAGAUCUGCGUGGUCCGAAGUGUACUCUUGGAUACGGCGCUUCUUUAUUGCGUCCGUGUCAAUCCCUGGCCGCGAUCCUCUCAAUAGGAGCGUUGUGAGCUGGGUCUUGACCAAUGUGAUUGAAGGCCGAAAGGUUCGUUUCUUUACUGCGCGCACCGAGUCACAGUCGGGACGUGAUGAUGUGUCCUCGUUGAAGAAGACCCGGAGGAUGGCGCAAUAUUUGCCACAUUGGGAAACAGCUUGGUUCUGGCAUGAGAAGAAUCUCUUCGUGGUGACGAGAUCCCUCGACAGCUUCAACGCCGCCAUGUGCGAUCCUGGCUACGAUGGCAUAGGUGGCGAGGACCUUACAAUCAGCUGCAUUGGCCGCUCAGUAGACCCCAUCAAGAGUCUGAUCGAGACAUGCCGCAUAUACGCCGAUAGGCAGGCCCAGUACUUUGUCACAAUCUACUCGCGAGACCGUUAUGGUAUUUCAUGGCAGCCCAAGUCGAGAAAGCCGAUUCGCCAUCUAGACACGGUCCACUUUGAUAACCAGGUCAAGAAGGAAUUGCUUGCCGAUAUCAGGAAAUACCUUGAUCCCAAGACCCAGAAGCGCUAUCGUAAUCGAAGCAUGCCCUAUCGUCGCGGCUACCUCCUCUAUGGACCUCCGGGAACCGGCAAGUCCUCCUUGUCGACCGCGCUGGCUGGCGAAUUCGGGCUUGAUCUUUACGAGGUCAAGCUGCCGAGCGUCCCGGCUGAUCAUGAUCUGGAACAAAUGUUCCAAGAAAUCCCGCCUCAGUGCAUCGUGCUUCUUGAAGAUAUUGAUGCUGUUGGCAUGGAGCGAGGAGACACUGGAGAUAAGAGCGACCAGAGCAGCAUCCACAGCACCAGGUCAAACUGCACGCUUUCAGGCGUGUUGAACGUCUUGGACGGUGUCGGAUCGGCCGAGGGGCGCAUCGUCAUCAUGACCACCAACAAGCCCGAGCAGCUGGACAGUGCUCUGGUCCGCCCGGGUCGUAUCGACAUGAAGGUCUUUCUCGGAAACAUCAGCCAAGCAUCGGCGAAGCAAAUGUUUGUUCGCAUGUUUUCACCCGACCUUGACAGCUCCGACACACCUCUCUGCCUCGCCGACAUAGAGAGGCUGGCAUCUGAAUUCGCAUCCCAUAUACCAGAAGACACGUUCACUCCGUCCCAACUGCAAGGGUUCUUCCAAUCGAACCUCGACAGUGCCAGUGAUGCAGCUGCAAAUGCAUCAUCUUGGGUGGAAAAGGAGUUGUCCAAGAGAUCGGCGGACGAAGGUAUCGAGAUCGUCCGUCAGGCCCAGAGCCAUUAA